GAACACGAUCCGGAAGCGGGCAUUUCAAUGUCCAGCAGACCUAUGGACAAGGCAGAGAACCCUGACAAACAGAUGGAGUCGCCAACAGAUCCCUCCAAAAAGGAACAGUUAGGAGAGAAAGAGGUGGGCGUGGUUCUCCCAAUGAUAUCUGGCUCGGGAGACAGUCCUGGCGACAAGGGAGGGAAUGAUGGCGACCCUGACCCGCGGGCGUUCCUCAUUCCAUACUUCACUACCCUCAUCUUCGGAGCCAUGCCAAUCUUCUUCAUGGAGAUGUGUCUGGGACAGUUCCACAGGAAUGGACCAGUGGCCGUGUGGGAGAAAAUGUCUCCUAUGUUUAAAGGUAUCGGAAUGGCGUCGUGCUUCAUGGCUUAUAUCGUAGCCUUCUACUACAACAUAAUCAUCGGCUGGAGUUUCUUCUACCUCUUCUCUUCCUUCACCUCCAAACUGCCCUGGACUUCCUGCUUUAACGACUUCAACAGCGAGAACUGCUGGCAGAUCACGUGGGACAUCAACGCCACUGUCUCUGAAGACAACAGCAGUUUAGUCGAUGACGUCAUGAGUUCGGACUUGACAGGUUUGAUGAGCAGCCAACUGCUGUCCACACAGCCUCCGAGCACCAGGCCUGCCAACCGCACAUACGACGUGAAAACGUCAAUCUCAUCCACAAUGGAGUUUUUUGAACGCGGCAUGCUGGAGCUAAACAAGAGCUCAGGACUGGAGGACCUUGGCGAGGUCCGCUGGCAGCUGGCGCUGUGUACCUUCCUCACUUUCACUGUGCUCUAUUUCUGUCUCUGGAAAGGAGUGAAGAGUACUGGAAAGGUUGUCUACGUCACGGCUACUCUCCCUUACGUCAUCAUGACCAUUUUGCUGGUGCGGGGAGUUCUUCUACCAGGGGCCGAGGAGGGCAUCAGGUACUUCAUCACUCCCAAGAUCGAAAGUCUACGGAAUCCUAAGGUUUGGAUUGACGCCGCAGUGCAGAUAUUCUUCUCUGUGGGCUCUGGAUUCGGAACCCACAUUGCCUAUGCCAGCUACAACAAAUUCCACAACAACUGCAAGAGAGACUGCAUCAUUACAGUGAUCGUCAACUCCUUCACCAGUCUGUUCAGCGGCUUUGUCAUCUUCUCCUACCUGGGUUAUAUGUCGCUCAAAACUCACAAACACAUCAAGGACGUGGCUACUGAGGGCCCAGGCCUUGUCUUCAUCGUCUACCCUGAAGCAAUCGCCACUCUCCCCGGCUCUGUAGGAUGGUCCGUCAUAUUCUUCUUCAUGCUGUUGGCCCUCGGGCUGGACAGUGCGUUUGGAGGACUGGAGUCCCCUCUGACAGGGCUUCGGGAUGAGCUGUCGUGUCUACUCAAGUAUAGAUACUUCAGGGAGUGCCUCACUCUCGUCAUCAUUAGCUCAGCCUUCAUCUUCUCUCUGCCUUGUCUCACGCAGGGUGGGAUGUACGUGUUCACCAUAUUGGAUACGUUCGCAGCAGGAACUUCCAUUGUGUUUGUGGUUCUGUGUGAGGUGGUCGCUGUCUCUUGGUUCUACGGCAUGCCCCAGUUCUGCGCUGACGUAGAGAAGAUGACAGGUGAAAGUCCCAGUAUGUUCUGGAGAGUGUGUUGGAAGUUCAUUUGCCCUCUUCUCCUCACCGUGGUUGUGAUUUCAAGCAUUGCGUCAUACCAGCCAUUGACAUAUGAGACAUCCCAGGGAAAGUAUAAAUACCCGUACUACGCCAACGUUGUAGGCUGGGGGGUCGCUUGCUCCUCCAUGCUAUUGGUGCCUGGUUACGUCAUUUAUAAGCUGAUUCGGACCCGUGGCUCUUGCAGACAGCGUCUGGCUCUAGGCAUAUCCCCACAGUGGGAGCACGAGGACAUUGAAAGAACAGGACAUGUGAAAAGAUUUCAGAGAACACAUUGGAUGUCCCUAUAAUGAUAAGCACUGCAUCAGAUAUAGCAAUUAGCCUCUUACGCCUAUUGCAAGAGUGUGGGUUUCAUCCAUUAUGUCAUGUGUUCAAGCCUAUGUCAUAAUAAACUUGGCGAAAGGGAUCUUCCACUUACAUUCUUCCACGCUUAUGAAACGCAACAGACAAUCCAUGCAUGUAUAUAUUCCUCAUUGCUAAUGAUUACUCGAAAUUGAAUCAAGGAAUUUAUCGAUGCAAACACUGACGUAUAGAGCUCUUGGUAUUAACAACACAGUUCUAACCUACAAGGAAUCCCUCUAUAUUAUGUAGUCAUGAUAUAGACUGAUGCUUACUUUCAUAUUGCUGGAAUUCUUGUCGUCGCGUUCCCGGGAUCAAAUCAGUGAUGCAGAUCUACACUUCAUUGCUAAAUCAUUUCCAUUACUGUCGGUAGGGACAAGACAAAAUGUUCAUUCAGGGGAGGUUUAAACAAAGUCAUACUAAAUUAUUUAGAAUAGGAAGUUGCACAAGUUGCAAUACAUCUUCAAAAAUAUCUCCCAGAAGCCAGUGUCAAGUGAGUAGACUAAUGUGUACACAUCAGUAAAGAGGUUAAAAGUAACAACUUCACCUUAAUUGUGUCAGUUGACCUUUAACGACUUAACAACAACGGCAUCCUGAAAGGGUCUCAUGUAACGCCACAACACCCAGAUAGUACACACCCCACUGCAAUACCACUAUAUCCAUCUCAUGUAAGUCUUUAAGACUUCUUGGUGAAUGAUUUAUGUAACUUAUUAUAUUGGAUGAUACAAUUUUAUUUCUUUUUCAAGUGUGAAUGUUUUGAGCAAACCCUACUCUUCUACAUUACCUGACACCCUUUCCUUCGUAUUUAUUAUCACUAUAUGACUCAAAAGUAUCAUGAGUAUGCGAUUUUGUAAGCUAUGUUUGUCGAGCCAAAGGCUAUGAAUGUUUUUCUUAUUUUUCUAUUUUGAUAAACCAUUAUAAUUCAUAAUAUUGUUAUGUUUUCCGUUGCCAAGUUCUAUGAGUGGCAUAGUGAUUUAAGUCAAUUCUUAGACAACAAGCAAUUAAAUGAUUUUUGAAUGUAGACUCCCAUUUGUGGCUGAAUAUAACAAAAUAAACAACCAAAAAAAAAAAACACUUGCCCUUACCAGGCUUCAAAUUGCCUCUCAUAAUUGCAUUGCAUUAUUGUACCUCAUAACUGUUUCUAUAAGGCCCACGGUAUACAUACAACAAGUGGUUUAAUCGAUACUGCUUCGCUCCACGAAAUGUUCAUUCAUCAUUUUCUAUCCAACAUUUUGGCUGUGCGUGUACUUGUUUUUUAAGACAAAGUUUUAUUUACACCGGGUGAUUUUUAAACUGCAGGUUUUUUUCAUACAAGUCUCUCUUUCUUUGGAUGAAACGUGAUGUAAUAAUAAUAGUGUUCCUCAAACUCCCUUCUUUUGUGUCCGACAACAAAGAGAGUAAGCAUUAGGCCUAUACAUCAACGUUAACAGUUUCUUUUGAGCACAAUAAAAGUUUAUUUUUUUUAAAUUCAUCUAAUAAUAUUACGACUUUUUGUUCGACUAUAGUAUUUCGAUAGGUACGAGUGUUUAUUUAAACGGGAUUUAUCUAUGUGUCGAAGUCUCGUUAUUGAUCUAGUAUGGGUUUUUUUUCAUUUUCAUUUUGUAUGAUAAAAAAAUUAACUUGUGAUUUUAGUCGAUCGAAUAUAGCCAUCUAAACGUUUGG
This is a messenger RNA of Aplysia californica (California sea hare), 3625 nucleotides long. RefSeq names its product sodium-dependent noradrenaline transporter. Lineage: Eukaryota; Metazoa; Mollusca; Gastropoda; Aplysiida; Aplysiidae. Gene Ontology annotation, molecular function: dopamine:sodium symporter activity. Gene Ontology annotation, biological process: sodium ion transmembrane transport; dopamine uptake involved in synaptic transmission. Gene Ontology annotation, cellular component: neuronal cell body membrane; neuron projection; presynaptic membrane. The record is from RefSeq and is a predicted model, not a curated record.